Molecule: messenger RNA, 1171 nt
Organism: Numida meleagris (helmeted guineafowl)
Lineage: Eukaryota; Metazoa; Chordata; Aves; Galliformes; Numididae
Gene: RAB5B
Product: RAB5B, member RAS oncogene family
Molecular function (GO): GTPase activity; GTP binding
Source: RefSeq, a predicted model, not a curated record
GGGGGCUGUGAGGCCCCUGGGUGGGCUCAAGGCGUGGAGUCAGUGCUGUGUACAAGUGCUUGGGUCGCAGCCGUGCGUGGUGGCACAGAUGCAGACAGCUUCCCCUGUUGGCUGUGCUCCAGUACCCAUCCAUGUCCUGCAGCCGGCUCAGCCCGUGUAUGGGAGAUGAGCCUUAGAAAAUGAAUGAGAUUAACGUGAAAAGCACAAACCUUGCUUUCCCUGCUGUCCCAGUGUGGGAGCUGCAGGAUUUGGGCUGCGUGGUGACCCACCGGUGUGUGCUGUGUCCGAAGGAGCCGCUGGUGCAGGUGGGAUGUGCUGAGGGCUCUGCCGGCGCUGUGCUGGCUGCUGUGAGUGCGUGCCGAGGGAAAACAGAAAGCAGAAAGGAAUUCAGGCUGAGGAACUUGGAGGCUGAGCUGUGGAGUUGGUUCCCAGCUCCUCCUCUGGGCGGGGAGAGAGGUGAAGCAGCUGAGGAAUCCGUGCUGUGGCGCAAACAGGAGCAGCCUGGGACAUGAGGCUGAGCUGCGUCCUGGCAGGGCUGCUGCUGCCUCCCUUGGGCAUCACUUGUGGGUCAGCCCUUCCCACCCAGCUCCUGGCAGUCGCUCUGGAAGCGGAGCAGUCAGGUCCUUGCUGCACACCCAGGGGACUGCCUGGUGGAACCAACGCCAGCGCUCCCAGCGUCGGUGCCUUCCCGGCUCUCCGCUCAGCAGGGCACGAGCCCAGCAGCAGCCCGGCCAUGACCAGCAGAGGAGCAGCCAGGCCGAAUGGGCAGUCCCAAGCCAGCAAAAUCUGUCAGUUCAAACUGGUGCUGCUGGGCGAGUCAGCGGUGGGGAAAUCCAGCCUGGUGCUGCGCUUCGUCAAGGGGCAGUUCCACGAGUACCAGGAGAGCACCAUUGGGGCGGCGUUCCUCACACAGUCCGUCUGCCUGGACGACACAACGGUGAAGUUUGAGAUCUGGGACACAGCGGGCCAGGAGCGAUACCACAGUCUGGCUCCCAUGUACUACCGGGGAGCGCAGGCUGCCAUCGUGGUCUACGAUAUCACCAACCAGGAAACGUUUGCACGGGCGAAAACAUGGGUGAAGGAGCUGCAGAGGCAAGCCAGCCCCAGCAUCGUCAUUGCGCUCGCAGGCAACAAGGCCGACCUGGCCAGCAAACGCAUGGUGGAAUACGAA